CUGUUCCACUCGGUUUCUAUAAAAUCAAACCAAACAAACUCUCAUUUUCUCAUUGAUUCAUUCAUCUUUGAAGAAAAAGGGUAAAGGUUAACACAGCAAUGGCUUCUUGUUGCAAUUCUUUGAGACUGGAAGGCUUGUUUUCCUCUGCUUUUAGAUCAUCAAAACGACCAUCAAAUCCCAUUCCAACACCUUCUUCCUCUUCUUCUUUCUCUCAUCUCUCUACCCAUGACUUCCCUCUAAAAAACAACUCUUUUUCUGUAUCACACUCGCGUUCUUUUACCAUCAAAGCGUCUUCUUCCUCCACCACCAUUGCUGAGCCUGAAGGCAUCAAGAUAACUUCAGUACCCACCAAACCGAUUGAAGGGCAGAAGACAGGAACAAGUGGACUUAGGAAAAAGGUUAAAGUUUUUAUGCAAGAGAAUUACCUGUCUAAUUGGAUCCAGUCGUUGUUUAAUUCAUUACCACCUGAGGAUUACAAGAAUGGAGUGUUGGUGUUAGGAGGCGAUGGACGGUACUUUAACCGUGAGGCUUCCCAGAUCAUUAUCAAAAUUGCAGCUGGAAAUGGAGUUGGAAAAAUCUUGGUUGGCAGGGACGGUAUUAUGUCCACACCAGCUGUUUCUGCUGUCAUACGAAAGAGGAAGGCCAAUGGUGGAUUUAUCAUGAGCGCAAGCCAUAAUCCUGGAGGCCCCGAAUAUGACUGGGGUAUCAAGUUUAACUACAACAGUGGGCAACCUGCACCUGAAUCCAUCACCGACAAGAUAUAUGGGAAUACUCUUUCUAUUUCUGAAAUUAAAAUGGCUGAGAUUCCCGACAUCGACCUUUCUCGUACUGGAGUUACUAAGUAUGGAAACUUCACUGUUGAGGUUAUAGAUCCAGUGUCUGACUAUUUGGAAUUAAUGGAGAGUGUGUUUGAUUUCCAGCUGAUCAAAAGUCUUCUCACGAGGUCAGACUUCAGGUUUGCAUUUGAUGCCAUGCAUGCUGUUACCGGUGCUUAUGCAAAACCCAUAUUUGUCGACAAGCUUGGGGCCUGCCUGGAUUCUAUAUCAAAUGGAGUGCCUCUUGAGGAUUUUGGACAUGGUCAUCCAGAUCCUAAUCUUACGUAUGCGAAGGAUUUGGUCAAUACCAUGUAUAGUGAGAAUGGGCCUGAUUUUGGAGCAGCAAGUGAUGGAGACGGUGACAGAAACAUGAUUCUAGGUAAAAAGUUUUUUGUUACCCCUUCAGACUCCGUUGCAAUUAUUGCUGCGAAUGCACAAGAAGCGAUUCCAUACUUCCAGGGUGGUCCUAAGGGUUUAGCUCGAUCCAUGCCAACCAGUGGUGCUCUUGAUAGAGUUGCUGAAAAAUUGGGUCUUACCUUUUUCGAGGUUCCCACUGGCUGGAAGUUUUUUGGAAAUCUAAUGGAUGCUGGAAAGUUGUCAAUUUGUGGGGAAGAAAGUUUUGGUACUGGUUCGGAUCACAUUCUCGAGAAGGAUGGAAUAUGGGCUGUUUUGGCAUGGCUCUCAAUUAUCGCAUAUCGAAACAAAGAUAAGAAACCAGGGGAGAAAUUGGUGUCUGUCUCUGAUGUCGUCAAACAACACUGGGAAACGUACGGAAGAAAUUUCUUCUCUAGAUAUGAUUAUGAAGAAUGUGCAUCUGAAGGUGCCAAUAAAAUUAUUGAAUACCUUAGAGAUCUGGCCUCGAAGAGUAAGGCUGGUGAAAAGUACGGAAAUUAUGUCCUUCAAUUUGCUGAUGAUUUUUCAUAUACUGAUCCUGUGGAUGGAAGUGUGGUCUCAAAGCAAGGUGUUCGAUUUGUUUUCACAGAUGGUUCCAGGAUUAUAUUCCGUUUAUCGGGAACCGGUUCAGCUGGUGCAACCGUUCGAGUCUAUAUCGAACAGUUUGAACCAGAUGCUUCUAAACACGACAUGGAUGCUCAAGUGGCAUUGAAACCAUUAAUAGAUUUGGCGUUGGCCGUAUCGAAGCUGAAGGACUUCACCGGAAGGGAGAAACCUACAGUCAUCACAUAAAGAAGCACUGAUACCGAGCCUUGCCGAUAAAGUGCCAUCUCAAGUGAGUCGAGGAUGGUUGAGUUUUCCUUCUUUGCUGGCCUUCCAGUUUUGUUUUAUGUAAUUUAUGUGAAAUAUUUGAAGAAAUAAAUAAAGCAUGUAGGUUCUAGUGCU
This is a messenger RNA of Hibiscus syriacus, 2153 nucleotides long. RefSeq names its product phosphoglucomutase, chloroplastic-like. Gene Ontology annotation, biological process: carbohydrate metabolic process. Gene Ontology annotation, molecular function: magnesium ion binding; phosphoglucomutase activity. Bases 99 to 2000 code for a protein of 633 amino acids. NCBI's taxonomy places the organism in Eukaryota, Viridiplantae, Streptophyta, Magnoliopsida, Malvales, Malvaceae. The record is from RefSeq and is a predicted model, not a curated record. The transcript is spliced from 22 exons. Gene Ontology annotation, cellular component: cytosol.